UCUGCCUCGACUCUCGAUCGCCAUCACAUUAUUCACAUUCACAGAGUAAUUUUGAGGUUAUGUUGAAGUUUUUCUUCAAAAAUAGAGUUGUAAAUAUUUUUAUUUUAUUUUAAUGUGAAAACUCUUGCUAAGGCUUAGACAAGUUAUGCUUGUGUGAUAAAAUAAGCUGAAAUAUAUUACUACUUAAUUACAGAAGUCCACUAAUUGAAGAAUCAUCAAAUAUGGCUUUGAAAAUUUGUUUAAACUCGAUCAAAAACUGCACCUCAAAGCUGGUGACGAGGAAAUCACUUGUUCAAAAUAACCCGAUUCAUCAUAAACUUCUUGUGAAUCCGGCUACUAACCUGACUGGCACAUCUAUUAGACAAGUUUUCACUGACAGGUGGGAUCCUCCUUAUCUGGAAACUAUGAAAUCGAAAAUUCCACUCCACGAUGUGCUGAACAUUCAGAUAAAAGGAUAUGAUUUUGCACUGGUUGAAAGCUAUCAGAGUCUGAUUCACAGUAUUGCUAACACCAUGGGAUUGGAUGUAGAGGAUUGUUGGGCCACACCAGCCACUCAAGCAAAGAUCUUGAGAUACAAACCUAGGAGUGCGCUGCCUGAAGCUGAGUACCACCUAUCACUUUAUGAGCGCAAUGUACAGAUAGUCGAUGUGCCGUCGACUACAUUUGCACUGUACCUGGAAAUAAUGGAGGCGGCUCUCCCUCAAGGUGUGACCUUGACAGUUGUCCCCCACACAGAUGAUCACGACGAAGUGAGGUAUGUGCCAGACUACGAACUUGACGAACUAAAAACUCAGCUCAACGUGCUCAUUGAGUCCAGAAAGAAGUAGAUCGUAUGUCGUCGUCGUAACUUGUCAUCGUUUGUCACAGGUUGACAGGUUUGUCUGUUGCUUUUCUAGAGUAUGUAAGUUGGUGUUUAUAAAACAUGUUGUUUAUAAGUGA
Messenger RNA from Nilaparvata lugens (brown planthopper), 939 nucleotides. It is a transcript of the gene mRpL48, whose product is annotated as 39S ribosomal protein L48, mitochondrial. Gene Ontology annotation, cellular component: mitochondrial ribosome. NCBI's taxonomy places the organism in Eukaryota, Metazoa, Arthropoda, Insecta, Hemiptera, Delphacidae. The record is from RefSeq and is a predicted model, not a curated record. The coding region runs from base 222 to 827 and encodes 201 amino acids. The transcript has 4 exons.